Molecule: messenger RNA, 1002 nt
Organism: Auanema sp. JU1783
Lineage: Eukaryota; Metazoa; Nematoda; Chromadorea; Rhabditida; Rhabditidae
Source: the annotation of a GenBank genome assembly
AUGGAUUCGUACACCCUUAAUCAGCUCACUGAAGAAGUUUUUGGUCACUUAUGUAAUAUUGCCAUUGAUAAAUGUAAUGACAAGAUGGAGAAGCGUAGAGCUGGUUGUGGAGGGAGUGCGAUGAGGAAAAGAGUGCUUAUCAAAAACUUUGUAUCGGACCUCCUCAAAUCUCACGGGGAAAAAGUUACGGAGGAUGAUACAAAUGAUUAUAAGGGGAAAGAGUCGUUGUCUAAUCACCUGAUAACCUCUAGUUAUGAUUAUAAUUUAAAUCAAGUUCAUUUUAAUGGUGAUGGUAGCACACACUACAUUAGGUAUAUGGAUGAUAUGGACUCAUCAGAAGCUUCGCUUUGUGACGUUGAUGACAGCGAUAUCAAUAUGGAGCUGCUAGACGAGCAUGAUAUACCGAAGAAUGACUGUUGGUUGUCAUCCGGGUGUAUAGAUUCUAAUCAGUAUCACGAUUAUACGAUAGGAUCUUCUUUUCUAUCAGGCCGUGAUGGAGCAGAGAGUCGUGCGGAAAUCAAAUCUCCACUGGAUUGUCUUGACGAUUCAGACCGUCUGAGUAUUUAUGAUUGCUAUUCUUCCAUUUCUGAAUCAGCGACUGAAGGAGGAUCCCCUGAAUCCUCGCUACCUCUACCGUCAAUGCCCGCACAUGGCUUCGAGAGUGCGUACGAUCUUUCGAUGACGUCAUCUUAUGAACUGGAACCCUUGUCAGCCCUUUCAACACUUUGCGAUGUCGGGAAUAGUUCCCCGUUGCAACCUGUGCGUGCUGAACCCAGUGACCAACUAUUCCUCUCUUUAAAUAAUAACUGCUAUUCCGAAAUGAAAACUUACACGCCGCUGAUGGAGAAAUCUUCGGAUGAUGUAAUGUCGCCACCUCAUUCAGAAUGUUUGACUGAUCUCGAUGCCAUUAAUCCUCUAGUUUCGCCGAAGAAACGAAAAAGUAGCGAGUUCCUCUUUCUUGGCGGCGUCGAUGCUUCUCAUCAGAAGCGUUUAAAACUGUGA